AUGUCUCCUCCUCCAUCAGCGAAGGCUGCUGCUGCACCUGCUGCUGCAGCACAAGCAGCAGGAGGUGCAAAGCAGAGGGGCCCCCGUGGGGCCCCAUCAGGUAUAUCCCCUAAGAAUAGGAAGCACGAAGGAGGGGAAGAAGAGCAGACACCAGGAGAAUCAGCAGCAGCAGCAAUAAUAGAUCUACUUAUUGCUGCUGGUGCUGCUCUCCUUAAUAAAAGAGCAGCAGAUAGGCAGUGUCUCUCUUUUGCUGCUGCUGCAGCAACACAUUGUCUCCUUAAUCUUAUACGUAUCUCUCAAGUUACUAUUGACCCAGGGGAGCCAACUACUGUACCCUAUGCGGGGGGCCCCCAGGGGGCCCCCAUAGGUGGGGGGGCCCCCAUAGGUGGAGGCCCCCAAGGUGGGGGGCCCCCUGUAGUAACUGGAUGGGAAACAGUAACAAUGCCGUUACCCGGUACCCAAGAUAGUUGGGCCCCUGGCUGCUGCGGCAUAAAGACGCUAACAGAGGAGCAGCAGCAGCAGCUAGCAGCAGCAGAUAAGGAGAGGGAAGCAGCAGCAGCAAGAAAGGGGGCCCUUAUUCGUAAGAGAGGUAUGGUUAUGCUUGCUGCUGCUAAGACACAACCUAUACAACGACCACCACCAGCAGCAGCAGCAGCAGCAGCAGCAGCAGCAGCAGCAGGUGGUGGUGGUGGUGCAGGAGGUGCAGCAACAGGAGGAGGAGGAGCAGCAGCUGCUGCUGCUAGGAGACGUGCUGCACCGCAAGGGCAAGAGAACAAACAGACAAAGGCAGCAGCAGCAGCAGCAGCAGCAGCAGAAGCAGCAACAGCAGCAGCAGCACCAACAGCAAGCAGCAGCAGCAAAGUAAAUAGCAGCAAAUAA
This is a messenger RNA of Eimeria maxima, 879 nucleotides long. RefSeq lists its product as hypothetical. The transcript has a single exon. The coding region runs from base 1 to 879 and encodes 292 amino acids. Lineage: Eukaryota; Apicomplexa; Conoidasida; Eucoccidiorida; Eimeriidae. The record is from RefSeq and is a predicted model, not a curated record.